GCGAGGCCGCACUCCCCAUAGCAGCCAUGGACACAAACAAACACGAAGGAGGGACUGAAAGUGUGCCUGUGAGUACCCCUGCAACACAGAUUUCCCAGUUGCAGGCAUUGGCCUCUGAGCUGAAGGCUGGUUUCACAGAAGCAAUGCAGGAGCUGUCACGCAUCCAGCAUGGAGAGUAUGCCCUGGAGGAGAAGGUCAAGAGCUGCCGCUGUGCCAUGGAAGAGAAGGUGGCCGAGAUGAAGAAUUCCCUCAACACGUUCAAGGAGGAGCUCAGCGAUGCAAAGUCAAUGAUUGAAGAAAUCAGUGCCAAGCAAGAGGAAAUGCAACAGAAAAUUGAGCAGCUGCAGCAAGAGAAGCGGCGGGAAUCACGGAAAAUGAAAGCUAAGAGAGCACAGAAGGAUGACCACGGGUCACAGACAGUGCCAACACCUCUCCAGGGCAGCCCGUUCCGAUCCAUCAACCUCCCAGAACCUGUGCUGAUCAAUGAAGAUUUUACAAGUCUUUUACACAAUGUGACUUAUGAAAAAGUGUCUGACACCAGGAUCAUGCCCAUGGGAGAAGGAGGUGUGAAGGUCAUAGCAGGCCCAGGAGCAGCCAUAGAGACAGAUGACAGCCUCAAGCCUUCCCUGGCAACAGAGGGACAGUCAAAAAUGCAUCUGCCAUCAACAGUGUGGAAGCAGCCCAAGGACACCAAGGACUGGGGAGAUGAAUACAUUUCCAAAGAGCAACCAGAGAGAGGGAAGGACAUGGGCCAGAGCAGAUACAGCUCAGCAGACAACAUAAUAUGUGAACCCUCUUUGGCUGCCAAAAGGCAGAACAUCGCCUUGGAGCUGCUGGAGUCAGAAAGAAAGUAUGUCAUCAACCUUUCCCUCAUCCUGAAGAUCAAGGCCACACUGCAAGGGCCAGAUGUGAAAAGAAGCACCAAAGAGAGAAGCUUUUUCCCCAACUCUUUGCGGUUCCUGGUGCAGCAGCACGUGGAUUUACUGCACGCUCUCCAGGAGAGAGUCCUGAGCUGGCCACGACAAGGGAUCCUAGGAGACAUCUUCCUGAAGCUGACAAAUGAUGAGAAUAAUUUUCUGGACUACUACGUUGCUUACCUGAGGGACCUGCCAGAAUGCAUCUCUCUGAUCCACGUGGUGAUCCUGAAGGAGGUAGAAGAAGAAAUCAAGUCUGAUCUCUACAUUCUGUUCUUUCAUAUAGUCCAGCGAAUCCCUGAAUACCUUAUUCAUUUACAGAAUGUCCUGAAGUUCACGGAGCAAGAGCACCCUGACUAUUACCUGCUGCUGGUGUGCGUGCAGCGCCUCCGCGUCUUCAUCUCACACUACAGCCUCCUCUUCCAGUGCAAUGAAGACCUGCUGAUACAGAAGAGGAAAAAGCUGAAGAAGUCAUCCCUGGUGAAGCUGUACAAAGGUCUCACCUCCCAGUGCACAAGCCAGGAGGUUUCUCCAACACCCAGUGCAGCAUCAAUGCGGGACAGUGGCAUCCACACUGAAGAGGCCAUCCAGUCAUUCCCAGCAGCACCUUCCUCUGGCACAACCACCCCGCAUUUGAUGCCGCAGAUGAAGAAACCGCAGCCGACAGUGAUGGAGAACAUCCAGGCUGUAAAGCCCCCUGACUGGGAGAUGGAAAGCAGAAAACACGAGAGGCCAGAGAACAUCCUUGCCUCUUCUCAGCUGACAGAGCAGGAACUCAAGGCCUUGACAGCCCCCUUGCAAUCCAUCCCCGAAAUGGAGUACGAAGCGCCGCCGGCUGACGCGGUGGGGAACACCGAGAGAGCCAUCAGAACCUCCGUGGAGCUGCUGCAGGAUGCCAGGAACUUUGCACCAAGCUACGAAGAGUUUGACUACCCUGGGGAGGUUUUCACCAUGCCAGGCCCCUACGAAGACGACACCUUCCAAAACCUUGCUCUCUUUGAGAACUGCUCCCCGGCCUCUUCCGAGUCCAGCUUGGAUAUUUGCUUCCUUAGGCCUGUGAACUUCACCUCAGAACCAGAGAGGACAGACCAUGCCUUGCAGCCCCUGCCUAAGAGCUGCACUCCCGUGAGCAGCAGCACCUACAAGCGUGAGAUGUUCCACAGCAAAGGGAAGCAGCUGAGCAGGUCCCUGAAGGAGCUGCCGCGCAGCGCGGAGGGCGUGAGCACCAGACUCUACAGCACACGGAGCAGCAGUGGGAGCCGUCUGCAGCAGAAGCAGGACAGGAAUGUUCAGCCUCACAUGAUCUCAGCCUCAUCCCGAAGCUCCCAAAGGAGCUACUUCCCCCCACAGAGAGGAGCGGGUGAAAAACCGAGCUUUUUGGAAGUAAGGAGGGAGCUCCAUGCAGAAGACAACACCAGGUUCUGCCAGAAGGAUGACAAUGAGCAAACAUCCUUCAGCGACCACAACCCGCGGCACGAGCCCAAGGGGGGGUUCCGGAGCUCCUUCCGCAAGCUCUUCAAAAAGAAAUAAGCAGCCCCAAGAGAGGCAGGCCACAGCCAAAGCACAGCAGUGCUUCCCCAGGUCCCCGGGGGUGGAGACAGAGAGCAAGG
Messenger RNA from Melozone crissalis (California towhee), 2524 nucleotides. RefSeq names its product Rho guanine nucleotide exchange factor 33 (gene ARHGEF33). The record is from RefSeq and is a predicted model, not a curated record. Lineage: Eukaryota; Metazoa; Chordata; Aves; Passeriformes; Passerellidae. Bases 27 to 2444 code for a protein of 805 amino acids. Gene Ontology annotation, molecular function: guanyl-nucleotide exchange factor activity. The transcript is spliced from 15 exons.